AAUCAAACGAGUUAAUGUGGUGGAUCUUGCAUGUGCCCUCCAUUUCGCAAAUGGGGUCUAUGGUUUCAAAAAAAAAAGGAAAAAAAAAAAGACAAGACAGAAAGAAAGAAAUCUUGUAAGCUGCUCAAGCAUCCAAAAAGCACGUUUUCAAAAGCGUGGAGUUGAAGGUGGGGGAAAAAAAAUGUUCAAGGUUUCCUCCCGUGCUUCCAAACAUGUCUGCAAAAGAAGGUAUCAGCCUUGGCUAUAUGGUGUAUGAGAGGUGUCAGAGGAGGCAGGUUCAGCUGAACACGCUACUAUGGUCUGGAGCCUUAGUUGCUAUCCAAACACAAAUAAACAGAGGGGAACAUUGGAGUUAAUGAUAGAGGAGGGGGGUGGAGGCGUGUCGGAGGGCGGGCUGUGCUCUCGAGAGUCCGGAGCCCUAAAAGUGCAGAACCGCACACUUCCAGCCCCAGCUCCGGACGGGACUCCCACGCUGCUGCUGUCUCUCCUCCAAACUUCUUCAUCUCUUUCCACAACUUUUCACAACUUGUCACGUCUCUGCGAAAGUCCGAGACAUCAGAGUUGGCUGCAUGGCUACAUGAAAGUUUCAUGGACUUGGACCUUGGAAAACUUUUAGCGACGCUUUAUUGGAGCUCGUCGCCUCUAUAGUUACUGUGGAUUACUGACAUACCGCAGGACCCUUGGCAGCUAUUUAUUGGGGGUUAUCAUCGUGUCUUCUGCAGAGGUCUGAGCCGAUAUGGGGAGCAAAGCCCUGCACGCUCCGAUCCCCCUGCACCCAGCCCUCCAGCUCACAAACUAUUCCUUCCUGCAGGCCGUCAACACUUUCCCCGCUGACCAACUGCAGGGUCUGUACGGCCUCAGCGCGGUGCAAACCAUGCAUAUGAACCACUGGACUCUUGGCUACCCGCACAUGCAAGGACUGCGGUCGACGAUCACGGCAGCCGCCCAGGGUCUGGUAGAUCCUCGUAUUCCCUUCCCAGGCCUGCCCUUCACGGCCGCAGCGCAGCUCUUCCACCCGAAACAAGCCACCGUUGCGCACGGCAUCCCCUCGCUGCACAAAGACAGGCCGAGGUUUGACUUCGCCAACCUGGCCCUCGCUGCCACGCAGGAGGACCCGCCGAAAGCUGCGGAUCUGGCAAAGUUGGCAUCGGGACUAGGGGGGACCAUCUCCGAGUUGAGCAAGCUGUCCCCGGACAGAAAACCGACUCGGGGCAGGCUUCCAUCCAAGACGAAAAAGGAAUUUAUUUGCAAGUUCUGCGGCAGGCAUUUCACCAAGUCCUACAAUCUCCUCAUUCACGAGAGGACCCACACAGACGAGCGGCCUUACACCUGUGAUAUUUGCCACAAGGCGUUCAGAAGACAAGACCAUCUCAGAGACCACAGAUACAUCCACUCCAAGGAAAAACCAUUCAAAUGUCAGGAAUGCGGGAAGGGAUUCUGUCAGUCUCGAACUCUAGCCGUCCAUAAAACCUUACACAUGCAGGAGUCUCCCCACAAAUGCCCCACAUGCGGAAGAACCUUUAAUCAAAGAAGUAACCUGAAAACUCACCUUCUCACCCAUACAGACAUCAAGCCCUACAGCUGUGGCCGCUGCGGAAAGGUGUUUCGGCGCAACUGUGACUUGCGACGGCACAGUUUGACGCACAGCCCACAUCAGGACUACUAGCCUGGACGGACUAACAAAAAAAUAAAUAAAUAAAAAAAAUCAUAAAAAAAAAACAAUGGACAGAACACAGGAAGACAAAUCAGUGACUUUCACCUUGUUCAAAGACAAUCUCCAAAUCAGGACACGUUUACAGCAGCACAUUUUAGAGUGGGAUUUGGUUGAACCGCAAGUGGAACAGCAGCGGAGCCAGCUUUCACCCCACCUGUAAAUAUCAAGACCAUGUACAUAAUGUUGUUUUCCAUUUUAUUUUCUGACCAUGAAAUGCUAAAAGUUGUCAAAAAACAGUAAUAAGUUUAACGUAUGUUAAAUUGUAUUUUAGAAAUAAAUAUUUCCAUGACA
Messenger RNA from Mugil cephalus (flathead mullet), 2005 nucleotides. It is a transcript of the gene osr2, whose product is annotated as odd-skipped related transciption factor 2. NCBI's taxonomy places the organism in Eukaryota, Metazoa, Chordata, Actinopteri, Mugiliformes, Mugilidae. Gene Ontology annotation, molecular function: RNA polymerase II transcription regulatory region sequence-specific DNA binding; DNA-binding transcription factor activity, RNA polymerase II-specific. The transcript is spliced from 4 exons. Bases 737 to 1666 code for a protein of 309 amino acids. Gene Ontology annotation, biological process: urogenital system development; regulation of transcription by RNA polymerase II; embryo development. The record is from RefSeq and is a predicted model, not a curated record. Gene Ontology annotation, cellular component: nucleus.